AGCUAGCGUACACAGUAACUGUGGAUGUAGCCGAAGAUGCUAUGCUAGCACCAAUUGAUACUGAAAACGACAGCUCACUUGAGCACUCUAUUAUAUACUAACGUUAAUACCUGUGAGUUUGUUCUCUAUAAUCAGCCGUAGCCGAGUGUAGCAGCUUUUGAAGGUGUAACGUUAAGUUAGCUCUAAUUAACUAACGUUAGUUGCCUCUUUACAGUCUUUUCUUGUACCGGUCAUCCUCCUGCUGAUGGUCCACGAGCCAUGGAGGGUCCGUCCUCUCGGCUGCCUGCCACCACCCAAGACGGACCGCUGUGGCUGGCGGGCAGGACAGACUCCGGCAGGGAUGCAGAGUCUGACCCUGCCCGGGACAUAAAGACACAGUUCCGAGUCUGUCGCUUCAUAAUGGAGACAGGAGUGAAGCUGGGAAUGCGCUCUGUACCCGUGGCCACAGCGUGUGUGUUGUACCACCGUUUCUUUGAGCGUGUCAACAUGCGAGCGUAUGAACCCUACUUGGUGGCCAUGAGCUGUGUGUACCUGGCUGGAAAGGUGGAGGAGCAGCACGUCAGGACCCGGGACAUCAUCAACGUAAGCCACAGGUAUUUCAACAGUAGCAGUGCUCCUCUAGAAUGUGACAAGGAGUUCUGGGACCUGAGGGACAGUGUUGUGCAGUGUGAGCUCCUCAUCCUCCGACAGCUCAACUUCCACGUCUCCUUUGAGCACCCUCACAAGUAUUUACUCCACUACCUUUUGUCUGUGAAGUCGCUGGUGAACCGCCACGCUUGGUCUCGAACCCCUGUCGCUGAGACUUCCUGGGCUUUGCUUAGAGACUGUUACCACGGAGUCAUGUGCAUCCGCCACAUACCCCAACAUAUUGCCAUAGCAACGCUGUACCUGGCUCUAAACAGCUACGGAGUGGAGAUGCCUGUUGGAGAGAGAGAGUGGUGGCAGGUGCUGUGCGAGGAUGUGACCAAAGCAGACAUCGAAGCUGUGAUUUCAGACCUUCUUCAGCUCUACGACAUGGAGGCCAAGUGUAUCUGAAGGACAUGCUACACAUGGAAGACACAUGAGAGUUGUUUUUUUGCUGCUUGUGUUUGUCUGUGCGGCAUGAACGUGUGCCUGUGUGUGUGCUAUUCUCUGCAUGUAAGUGUCAGGGUUCAGGUGCGUUUGUGCACAUGCGUCUGUGCUUGUUUGGGUGAGAGAGAGGAACACUUUGUAUUGCCCUAGUUAGUCUGUGAGCCGUGACAAAAAACACACCUGCACUACCGCUUCCUGCCACCCUGGGGAGACAUUUCUUGCUUUCUGGUCUCUGAUCUCUCGGGCUGCAGAAUACUGAUGGAAUGUAUCAUCAGCACCAGGAUUCUGAAAAGAAAACACUCUCUCCACACAGAUGUUUUAACUACAAAUACCAAAGUCCGUCACCCAGUUGUUCUAUCAGUUAUACCAGCAAAUCCGUAAAAAUACAUGGGAAUGACGACCUCAGUUAGAUACUUAUUAUUGAAUGGCAUUAUACUAACACAUUUAUGCAUUCGGAAAAUACUAAAAAUAAAUAUGUCGUUGAGGUUAAGUCCUGAUUGUCUCAGAAUCCAGACCACCUUGCUGCAUAAAUCUGCAUGCCACAAAGAAAAUAAGCUUGUCUCAACUAGAUAUUAAUACGUCCUUAAUUUUUAAAGCUGCAGUAGGUAAUUUUUAUAAAAAACCUUUUUAACUCUAUCCUGACAGUAGUACAAAGGUAGAUAAUGAAAAAAUCAGGUUCCAGAUCUGGUUUCUCUGGCUCCUCCAAACUGAAUGAAUGAAUGAAUUUGCAAAAAUCCACUGGGCCCAAAAGAAAACAACCAAUCAGAACCGUGAAAAGUAGAAAGACGCUUUGGCCUGGUGGCUUGAAGAUAGUUGAUUGUUGAGUCUCAUUCCCAGCAUCGAUAUUUGACAGAGCAGAUGAAAAGUACAGGGGGGAUGUAAUCUGCUGUAUGUGUCAGAUUGUUUCAGCUGUUAAUUUGGACUGUGUGUAAAAUAAACUCGACAGACCCUGCCCUGUCCUUUUUCAAAGA
Dicentrarchus labrax (European seabass) is the source of this 2042-nucleotide messenger RNA. It is a transcript of the gene ccnq, whose product is annotated as cyclin Q. Gene Ontology annotation, cellular component: nucleus. Gene Ontology annotation, molecular function: cyclin-dependent protein serine/threonine kinase regulator activity. The record is from RefSeq and is a predicted model, not a curated record. Gene Ontology annotation, biological process: regulation of transcription by RNA polymerase II. Lineage: Eukaryota; Metazoa; Chordata; Actinopteri; Moronidae. The transcript is spliced from 5 exons. Bases 259 to 1035 code for a protein of 258 amino acids.